CUGCUGAUCCCGAGAGUGUCCGGCAGUGAUGGCAAUGCGGCGGUCCGUCAGUACAUCACUGACACGAUGCGAGCGCUGGAUUGGGAACUGGAUUUCGAUGAGUUCACGGAUCAGACGCCUUAUGGCCACAAGUCCUUCACGAAUAUCAUCGCAACGCUGAACCCGAAGGCAUGCAAACGACUGGUCCUGUCGUGUCAUUACGACUCGAAACUGUCGGCCAGUGGCAUCUUCGUGGGCGCCACCGACUCAGCCGUUCCCUGCGCUAUGAUCUUACAAAUUGCCAAAAGUCUGGACACAUAUCUUAAAGCUCACAGACAUUCGUCUUCGAGCGACACAACACUUCAGUUGAUAUUCUUCGACGGCGAGGAAGCGUUCGUCAACUGGAGUGAAGAGGACUCUCUGUACGGCUCCAGACAUUUGGCGCACUCGUGGAAUAGGAAGCGAUUCAUGACUACCGACGAGGAGAACCGUCUUUGCGGCCAUUUGUCUGAAAUGGAGUCAGAGAUCGAUCGCAUGGAAGCCAUGGUUCUGUUGGAUCUGUUGGGCGCAGAGGAUCCCAACUUUUACAGCCAUUUCUCGGACACUCAUCCCCUGUACUCAAGAAUCGUGAAAAUCGAGCAAAAGCUCAAUAAACUAAAUCUUAUGGAAUCCAAGACUAAGUACUUCCAUAACUCCAAGUCGUGGUUCGGUGGCAUCGAAGACGAUCACAUACCGUUCCUUAACAAAGGAGUCCCUAUACUGCACGUCAUUCCCACGCCAUUCCCAGAGGUAUGGCAUAAAGACAGCGACAAUCGCCAGAAUAUUCACAGUCCCACCACUAAUAACUUGCUGAAGAUAUUCAAGAUAUUUGUCGUGCAAUACCUGCAUCUAGAUAUCGAUCUGCACCACAGCGACAAACUCUGAUGUUUUUAAAUAGUUUAUUAAAUAUCGAUCAGAAUAUUCUGCAAUGAUG
Oppiella nova is the source of this 952-nucleotide messenger RNA. The record is from the annotation of a GenBank genome assembly. NCBI's taxonomy places the organism in Eukaryota, Metazoa, Arthropoda, Arachnida, Sarcoptiformes, Oppiidae.